This is a messenger RNA of Xyrichtys novacula (pearly razorfish), 13247 nucleotides long. The record is from the annotation of a GenBank genome assembly. Lineage: Eukaryota; Metazoa; Chordata; Actinopteri; Labriformes; Labridae.
GCGUAGCUAUUGUCGCACCUUGACGUCGGACCGAUUUGCACGUAGCAGGGAGAUUGAAGAGGAAUACCGUGUGAUUUUUGGAUUAUUAAACGCGUGGAUAUUUUUGGUGAUGAGGCAGAAACCUUGAAAUGAGAGUGUGAAAUGGUCUCAGCUCAGAGAGAGAGGAUAACUUCUUCAGCCUGGUGGAUGAAAACGAGCAGGACGGCUGAGAGGAGAAGCUGCUGCUGCUGCAUUCAUAAACACUUCUUUAGGACUCACUAACACCCCUGAGCUUUGUUUGGGGACACUAAACGCAACAUUUCACGGCUGUGCACGUGGGUAGAAGAUGGCUGGCAAAGGUAAACUCAAGCCAGAGCCCCUCGGUGGAGUUGUCAGGCUCAGAGAGGAGCAUAAGAAGGUAUGAUACCCAACAUCGAGCUGCUCCGACACCCAACAUCAACCGUUAGCCACACACAGGUAGACACCACGCGGCGGAGCAGCAACGUCCCUGACCUACGCGUGAUCCGCUCCUGGCCAUUUCACUUUACACACAAACCCCUGCACAGAACUCACACCGACAAGCAUGUCACAUCCGUAAUCUGUGUCCACUUUCCAGAAGCUUCCUCCUCGUAGUCUCUCACAUGUCCCUGUUGAGUAAAUGUUAUCUGUGGGUGUGUUUGCUUUCGUUUCUCUGCAAAUCUAAAACCAGACUGUGUGUUUUACGUCUAUGGUUGCAGAUUUAUUGGCGUCGAGAUUGAUAAAAAACAAAUUUUACCGUCUUUAAACUUAAGUCAGACAACUAACGGUGAGAGUAAGCUUCACUCAGUAGUAGGGGAGACAGGGGAUGGCUGCAACGCUGGGGGCAUUCACGUCUAGUGCUUUAACCAGACCAAACAAAUAUAGAAACAAUCUAAAGUACAAAAAUUUUGGACACAAUAUUAGUUUGAAAUCCGAGUGACUGAAAAUUACAUUCAUUUUUUAAAUUUCAUGCAGCAACAUGUUUCUAGAAAGUAGUCACAGGUUCAUGUUUACGAUUGUGUGUCAGCAGCUCUUCUUUUACCAACCCUCUGUAAACAUUAGUGAACCCAGGAGACCAGUUUCUGGGGUCUGAUAGUGAAAUGUUGUCCCAGUCUUGCUUCAUAGGACUGCAGGCAGGCCAGUUCAGCAGCAGGACUCUCCCAUGACAAAGACAUGUUGUUGUUUUCCCUGCAGAAUGGGGUUUGUCAUUGUCUUGCUGAAAUAUGAAGGUCUUCCCUGAAAAAAGUCAUUGUCUGGCAGCAGAUGUUGCUCCUAACUUUGUUUUCUAUCAUGCUUUUAUUAAAUAGAUAUAUACUGUUGGAAACUAGGAAAGGCCACAUUCACUAUCCAGUCAGCUGCAUCAGAAACAUCAUGUAUCAUCCAGACACUCAGCUAUAGUUCUAUUUAGGCCUGUCGCGAUAAUCAAUAAAUCGCUUUAUCGCUCGAUAAAUAAAAACGAGGUUGAUAACUUUGCCAGCCUCGAUAAUUGACGUGCGUUUGUUUUCCUCCUCUCUCGCUACCAAACACGCUGGAUGAGAGAAGAGGUCUCACUCUGCGCAUUGUUCUCGGCACCUGGGGGCGUUGGCUCUAUGGCGGAAUGAACAGAGUUAGUGAACCCUCCUGUCAGUCAUUCAGUGUCUUUGUCACGAGGGGGCUGGCGCGCACAGGCACACAGACACAGACUUUUUGGAUACAGUGCUGCAAGUGAGCGUCGUGAGUGAAAAGCAAUCUAACAGAAUGAACACGACAGCUUUGGUGUCUAAACCGAACGCAACAGCCCAAGUGUGGGAAUAUUUCGGCUUUAAACCAGUUUUGUUUUCGUCAACCACAAAACUCCACGUGUGUGUGCGCGCGCGCGCGUGCAUGUGUGUCUGUGUGUUGGAGGAGCACAGCAGGCUGAUGAGAGCUGUCAGAGCGGACUGAAGCUGCUCCUAUAUGUUUAGCGUUUAACUGACUGAGUUUUGCAACUCUGUUCGUCAUCUCCGUCUCGUCCCAUCAACGUAAACGCACUUUCGUCUCGUCACAUUUUAGUCAUCUCCGACUUAUGUUUAGCUCGUCAACGUUACGUCUUCGUCGUGGGAGAAAAGGGAAAUAUUUUAGUCAACGAAAACAACCAGUGUUGUUCUCGUGUGGAAAUUAAAGUUUAUCACUUUUGACAGGGUGUACUCGCAUUAUUAUGCCAUAUAAUAUCAUUAUCUAUAAUUUAAAAAAUGGUGUCAAUAAUAUCGUUUAUCGGCAAUAAUUUGUAGCACAAUUAUCGUCCAGCAAAAUUUGUUAUCGUGACAGGCCUAGUUCUAUUUUAACUAUGCCAAAUAGAAGUCCAUAAAACAAGAGUCCUAAAUAAGUAAAGUUGGAUAAAUUGAUGAAAAUCAAAUUGGGACUAAAAGACCAAAAUAAAGUUGGUUUUAAAAUGAUACAGCAGCAUGUUUAAGUGUCCUCUGUGCCCCCUGUGAGUUGAAGGUCAAACUUCUGUGGCUGAGGUCAAACUUGUUACUAGUAUCCUCUGAAAUGUUAAGAGUGUGACCCUGGCAAGCAAAGUUUCAAACAGCACAUGAGAGCCAUGCAGACCCCAAGGAGUAUCCGUGUGUGUGUGUGUGUUGGGGGUGGUGGGGGUUCAUGUGGCUGUCCCACCACAGUGACGGUCCAGAGCUGACUGAACAAACGUCCUCACCAUGGACGGCGUUCGAACAGCUGUGUUUAUCUUCCUCUCCUUCUUCCUGGAUCCUGAUUCUCAGAGUGAUCAGUCUGUAACUUUGACCAAAACAUUUACAAUCACAAUAAAGUCAGAGUAUUUGUUUUCUCUUAUCUCUCUGUGGCUUUGGUUAAAGUUUAAACAAACCCUUUAUGCAAGAGUUUUCCAAGAUUGUCAGUGUGAUUCACUUUGACAUAAUUUGUCCUAAAACAGGUGGUGAGAGACUGCGAGAGUCGGAUUCAACACUGGUAAGCAUUAAAAACUACCGUCUUUUUCUAACAAUGAACUCAGUCUUCUGUUUUUCUGAAUUAUUAACUCCUAAAGUUUGCCAAAAGAGGUUCUGAUAUGUGAGUAUUUUUUAUAAGGGUAUAACUUUAAGUAUAACAUUGAUACUUUUCUGCACAGAUUUCAGUCUGCUAUGAAAUAUUUUGAAGUUACAGUCAAUACAGGGGCUGUUAGUCUUUUUAAGGGUUCUGAGAGAAGUCAUGUUUCCAUCGCUCUCUUUCUCUGCUGCAUAAAGUUAUACUUAAUUGGUGAAUUUUAAUUCUGAUUAUCAUAAUGUAUGUGUAAUGAUAACAAUAAUCCUCAUAACCAUCAAUAUGAGUUUCAGUCUAUUUCACAGAUGUCAACAAUCUCCUUACAGGAGCUUUAACUUUGGCCCCCUGUAUUAUUCCGUGCUUUAUUUGUUGCUAUUAAGUGUUUUAUAUGAACUUUAUUUUUCAUUUAAAAUAUCGCAAAAAUAAAUUUGAACAGGUUUACAGCCUGGGCUAAAUAUUUAUUGUUUAAUUUUAUUUAUUUAUUUUUUAGCCAUUACAGAAACAAUAUUAUUAUCUUGUAUUACCAAACUUAAAAAGUCUGCGUCAUUGGAGUCAUAUGAUUGGCUAAUGCACAUUUACCCACAAUAUACUGUUAAACUAGUUAUAUACAGGAAUGAAAAAUCUGUCCAACACUUUACCCCCCCCCCCCCCCCCCCCACACACACACACACACACAAAAACACACACACAAACAAAACAGAGCAGCACUGAUUGAAAAGUUGGAUCUGGGAGCUGACAGGGGUUAAGUUUGCUGAUUUUUAAAGAAUACAGAAGAAAACGUAACCGAACUUCAACUUUUUCCUCUGAAAGACUGUAAAAAAAGUGACUCCUGCACUGACCGGAGGAUAGAAGGGUCAAUACCUAAUCGUGAGACUGGACAGCACCUAUCAGCAUUAAUCUUCCAUGACUUGAUCAGGAUGAAAUUAAAAGAAAAUUUUCACCAUACCGAGAAACAUGGAUGGCUUUAAACAUGGAAAUUAACAUGGAGACAGACAUGAAAACUAAUGAUGGUGCUGAUGAGGUAUUUUUGAUCUGACAUGAGAAAUAGCCAAUAAAAUAGUGAAAUGUUAAGACAGCUCAACAGCCCUACAUGAGUAAAAACACUGAUAGUACAGUAUAGACAGUACACUAAUAAUACUAUAGUGGACAGAAAAGCUGUUUUGUCUCUGUUUACACCAUUCUCCUUAAAAAAGGACAUCAGAAGUUAAAAUAUUGAAGAUGCUGGAUUCUGUUGUGUCUGGUUUUACUGGCUGCUGCAGCCUGUGAGCCAACAUUUUCACAUCCCUGGUCUCUGAGUGCUCAUCUUUGUCACAUAAAACACACAUUUUCAAAGAAAUUAAAUCAGUAUUUCAUGCAGACGUGGAGCUGUGGGUAUGAUUCCCUUCUUAUUUCUGUCAGCUCAGUUUGUGUUUCUGCAGAUUCAUGUCAUCAUAAAAACCUUGAGUUUGGCCUCCUCUGCUAAUCAAGACUGAUUCUGUGUAGAAUUGACGCUCUGUGUUUGGAGUGUCGGACUCUCCCUGACCAAUCAGAGGCAUUUGUUUGGAGUGUGCGGUGAUUAGCUCGAUUAUUCUGAUUCACAGACACAUGCAGCCACACAGUGAGUUCAGUAACAAGCUUACAGUCCAGACAGAAACCAACCAAAAGAAUCUGCAAUUCUUAUUCUCUGAUCACCCACCGUCACUGCCUCUCUGUUGUACACAACAAAGCUUUAUUCUGCUCUUUUGUAAAAGUCCAGUUUUGCUCUUCUGUCUUGACUCUGCUGUGAGGCUGUCAUGAAACUUUAAUCCUGUUAAUAAUAGAAGAAAGAGAGUUAUAUCUUUGCUCUCAAAAAGUUUCAGUUCUCCUUCACAGUGACCUAUGUCCUCAGUAACUAACUCAGUGAUCACUGCUCAUUGUUCUGCUUCACAUCUUAAUAUUAGCCAAUAUUGGCCAAACAGCAGUUAUAUUAUAGCGGAUGAAAAUGAACAAAUCUCACUAAUGUUACCGGAAUUACUUCAGAGCUGUUUUUGUGAAUUGAUGCUUCUGCAGGAAGAAGGUGUCAGGAGACUAUGAAGCCUUGAGUGAGCGCCUUCAGACUCUGCCUGACCAGCUGUGUUAUGACGUCAUGGUGAGUGCCGACAUGGUCACUAAACCUACCUGAGCUCUGAGAGAGUUAAAAAAAAGUACAUCUAUCUCCGAGCAUCAUCUGCUUAGUGCAUAAACAAAUCGUGAAUGCAUUUAUUGUCACUGCUGUCUUUUGAAAGUGUGAAUCCGCCCUCUCUCUUACCUCCACAUUUACCCCCCUGCUCUCUUAAACUCUUUCUCUUUCUUAUUACCCUUUCUUCCCCCCUAUCCCCUCAUAAACAGGUGCCGUUCGGCCCUCUGGCCUUCAUGCCUGGAAAGCUCGUGCACACAAACGAGAUCACAGCCUUGCUCGGGGACAACUGGUUUGCCAAGUGCUCGGCCAAGCAGGCUGAGAAGCUGGUGGAGCACCGGAUGAAAUGUGAGUCUGAUUUGAAGGUUGUUUUCGCUCUCUUCUGUCAGAGAGGUGAAGUUUUGGACUCAUUCACCAACUUUUUUAAAGAAGCCCUACUUCUUAAAACUCAUGACAAAGUGACAGAGAUGGUUUAAAGGUGUAAACAGACAUCUUCAUCAUUCUCGAGCGAUUUCUCUGCUUAGUGUCAGAUGUUCUUAUUCGUCUUGUCUCGUGUCUCUUUUCCAGGCCACAUGAUAUAUUGUACUCACCCUUCCCUCACUCACUAUGUAUUGUACCGAAUACUUUUAGCAUGUUCCCACUUUAACAGGGACAAAUGGAGCAAAUGCCCAACUUAUGAGGAUACAGCAUGUACUGAAUUUAAAAACAAGGUCAUAAACUUGUCUCAGAGUUUUCUAAGGAACUCUCCUAAAAGAAAAACUCAUGGAGAUGGUGGUGAAUGAGCUCCAGUGUGAAAAUAUUAUUUUGAACCUCGCUUUGUUAUCCAGCAGAGGGUGCUGUUGCUGCAUCAGAGAAACUUUGAGCUCUGUAGACUCUCUGAACUUCAUUUUUUUCUGUUCAGAUGAUAAAAGAUGAACUUUCAGCAGUUUGUAAAGCUGUAGUUGAGGUUAAAGAUAUUUUUUGUGCUGAUGCUGAUCACAGAAGAAACAGUGGAAGUCUGCAUGCUUUAUAAGACCUGCUUUAUACUUUGUUGCACAUGUGCAUGGCAGUGUUUGCAGCACCUUCAUUCAUCACUGCCUCUGUUUUAGAGCUUAUAGCGUUGUCUCUUCUGUGCUUAAACUGGGUGAUGAUGAAAUGUUUAAAGUCUGAGUGUGUAUGUUUAUUGCUGUUUGGACUGUGUGUUUGUUAGUGUGUGUGUUUGUAAGUGUGUGUUUGCCCCGCUGCUCAUUCUGGGGCUGAAAAUCUCAUAUCAAGUCAAAUGGGCCCGAGUAACGAUCUCUGAUGUGAACAUUAUUAGAGUGUUUAGUGAAGCAGAAAUGUGCUGCCACAGCCCAUCCUCAGCCGUCUGCACCCCCCCUCCUCUCUCUCUCUCUCUCACACACACACACACACAUACUCUUAACCUCCCCCCCCCCCAUUCUGACCCUGCCCACCCCGCUAUUACAGAGCUAAGUGCUGUAAUACAAACACAGCUAGCUGAGAUGUGUCAGACAGCGGCGGAGUUGUCAGGCCUUCUGUGUUUGACCUUUCUUCACUUCCAGUUGAUGCGCUGACUGGAGGGGCUCCCCAUCGCCAUGGAAACAGGGGCCCUCUGCUGCUAUUAGCAAAAGGGCUUAAUUGUUGUCAAGAUUUAAUGAUCCGGAGUAGUAUUCAGGGCAGAAGAUAUUAUGAACUGUUUGUGUCAUCAUUUUUCAAUUUUUUCCCCCCAACUUGUUUUGGUUUUUAACUCUUCGGCGUCUGGUUGCCGCUCUUCCUAGAAAUGUUUGGUAUGAAAAGUUUUAUUUAAAUCUCUGUUCGCCUGGAGCCAGUUUUUGCAGUGUUUCUGUCUGAAUGCACAUUUUGAUGCUAAUUUCCUGAUUUUUCUGCAGUUGUGAAGAGAGAAAUAGACGAGCUGUCGAAGACCAUGAAGAACUUUGAAGCCAGAGUCGGGUUUGCAAAGGAUUUGGAAAUCUCAGGCGUAAGUCACAUUUCUACAAACUCUCUCUCUGAUCGAUAUCACUUAAAGAGGUGAUUUAUGUUUUUACGUAUGUUACCAACAAAAAAUAUUAAGAACAUUUAACAUGACCACAGUUUUAGAUUGUGAGGUAAAGAUGUCUUAGGUUAAGCUCAGACAAAGACUGCAGGGUUUUCUCAUCAGCAUAUUAGAACUCACCAGAAUCUGGAUCAUCAGAAUCAGUGAAUCUCCUUAACAAGGAUCAAUAAACCAAACAGUUACUUGUCCUGUAAUGCUGGUUUUAUGUCCCUUUCCAGACUCUCAGGGUCAGAUUUAAGAUUCACAAAAAUACAGAAACAAGGUUUUGUACCAUGGCGACAGUGAAGGACUGUUCUUGAGAGCUGGGUUCCACAAUUUUGGGUUCCAGAAUGCUGGGUUCUAAAACUUGGGGUUUGAAAAUAACUGGCUUGAGAAUGCAGGAUGCUGAAGUGCUUCGUGAAAGAAAGCAGAAUUCUGGAAUGCUUGGUUCUGGAGUGUUGGAUUCAGAGAUAUUGGGUUCCAGAGUGCUGAGUUCUAGAAUGGGGGGUUCUGGAAUGCUGGAAUGUGGAUACUGGAUUCUGAAAUGCGAAGUUCGAUUCUUGAAAGAUGAGUUCCAGAAUGCAGAACACUGAAAUGUUUCCAGACUGCUGGAAUCUGGAAUACUGGUUUCCAGAAAUCUGGGCUUCAGACAGCUGGGUCACAGGGUUCUGGGAGGCAAGGCUUCAGCAUGUAGGAUUCUGGAAUGCUGGGUUCUGAAAUGCUUAGUUCUGGAAUGAUGAGUCCUGGAGUACCAGUUUAUAGAACACUGGUUUCUGAAAUGCUGGUUUCCAGGAAGUUUGGACCAAGAGGGUAUGGUUUUAUAAAGCUGGGGUCAGAAUGGUGGCUUCUGGAAUCUAGAUUCCAGAACACUGGGUUCUGGAAUUCGGAGUUCUGGAAUGUUGGCUUUUGGAAAGCUGGGUUCUAGAAUGCUGAACUCCAGAGUGCUUUGAGGUUCCUCUAAUGUUGCAUUCGCACCAAGCUCGAAUAAAGUCAUCUACUCGCUUAAUUCACACGCAUAUAGACGCGUGAAUGUUGUGUAUUUACUUGCUUAAUUUGUUUUGCGUCUGCAGAGUGUCCAAACACACAUGUGCAGACAUAGCAGGGGAUGGCCACACUGUGAGGAGCUGUUGAGUUGAAGAACUUACCAGAUAAUAAGACCUGCUGGUCUGUUGUUGACAUACGUCACGGGAUAUCUCCGUACUGAUCUGUUGUCACGACGCGAACAUUCUCUUGAGUUUAGAUAUUUUCAACCCUCGAGAAUAGGCGUUUGAAGCGAGGGGAUGGUAAUUUGUAUCAUUCACACGUAUGACCCGCUCAAUUUGCACAUAUUGCGUCUUUGCAUUGACUUUACAUGUAUUUUACUUGCACAAAUGAUUUUACUUGCACUUGGUGUGAGGUAUGAAAUGCUUCAGACGGAGGUUGAAAUGGGAAGUUUUUUACAGACUAAUCUGAGGUAAUGAAAUGAUUUUCUGAGUCGUCGGUCGUGUUAAGCUGCUACAGAGCUGUUAGAGGGACGAUGUUAGGCUGAACAUCAGUAGACUCUCUCCAUUUUAAGGUAUUUAUGGUACAAAUGUUUUGACUGUUUUUCUUGUAGAGUAAAGAGGACUAUGUUGACAUCAGAGAAGAGGACAGAAACAUCGACACUGCUCUCACCAAAGGUAUCCUCUUACCUGACUUCAUUUCACCUUUACAUCUUUUAAUAAGAGACAUCUUUACCCCCAUCAGAACUCAGAAAAUGGAGUUUGGCUGUGGUAUCCGUGUCCCACUCACACCAAUGUAAACACACAUGUACCUAAAAAAUCCAAGCUCCCUCAGGUGGGUCUGAUUGAGCCGCACAGGUUCUUCUGUUGGUUUGAAGCAGACGCUCAAUGUUAUAUUUUGGCGUCACUUCUGGGAGCUCUCACAGCAUCCAUCUUUACAUACUGAUAUACUUCAUCUCUGUUCUGUCUGUACUCACAGGAAAGCACAGAGUAGCUCACAAACCAAACUCCAAACCCAAGUUUGAGGCGGUUGUGGAUUUGAAGGAGGAGGAUGAGGAAGAUGAAGAAGAGGGGGGAGAUGGAGGGAGCAGGAAAGGUGUCCUGACAGAGGAGGAGUUGUGGGCUCGGUUGGAUGAGUUGGAGAAACUGGAGGAGCUUCAGGACGAGCAGGACAGGUGGAUGAAUGCGUUCUUGUUGUUUUUUUCAGAGGCGCUAGUGUUUGCUGAACUUUGACCUCUUUAAAACUUUAAACAUUUCCUGCAGAUUGUCAGAUAACGCAGACAUGAACGGAGAGGACACCUCAUCUCUCUCCUCAGAGGAGGAGAAGGAGGGUGAAGCUGCACCUCCAGUGAACGGGCUGAGUCUGAAGCCGAGCUGGUUGUCAGCUCCCCACAGUAAAGCUCCGCCCACUGUGGACAAAAAGGAGGAAGAAGAGGAUGAUGGAGAUGAUGAGAAUGACAACAGCUGUUUGCCAACCAUCUUUUUCUCUCACACAGUUGAGCCAAAGAAGGUCGGAGUGAUAAAUAACUUUGAAUCUGCCACAGAUUUGUGUUUGAACUCAUUCUUUUCAUUUUUUACAUAUUCUGUUGAUUCAGAGUUUUGAUCAUUUUUUCUGCUUUUACCUCCAGGUGAGGAUAAACACAGGAAAAAACACCAUGCUGAAGUUCAGCGAGAGAAAAGAACAGAAGGAGCACUCCAAGAGGAAAAAGAAAAACGGACACAAUAACGGACACUCUCACCACGAGCACCACAAAAUCACAACACCUACAGAUAUCUACAGGUAAAUAUGACCGCCAGAUGUAAUAUUUUAUCUCUACUAUUUUAUGUAACUCUUAAAAGAAAAAUGUUUUUUUGUUGGGAAGUUCAUUACCAUCUGUUAUGACUGAGUAAGACAAUCUGGGAUGCAGAGGGAGGCACAGUAAAUCAAAAGUAUAACUCUGUUACCUUUUCAGCCGUUUACAGAGAGGUGGGCUUUAAUAACAUUAAAUCAGUGAGUUUAGUUCAAAAUGAGCUGAAGUUAAAGCUAAAACCUGCUACAUGUUUAACUCCGCCCCCGAAAACAAAGGUUGUACGAAGAGUGCGACAUGCUCGGGGCAGUCAGGGUCCCGUUUAUCUGGUGCUCCAGGGUUAUGUUGGAAUCUUGCACAAACUCAAUUAACAAUGUAGACAGAUUAAAACUGCCACAUAUACACACUUUACACACAAACAUCAAACAACACCAAGACUUAAGUCAGCAAUUCAGCUUUUUAGGAGUGAAUACAGUGUUAUAAGGAACUAGGCUUUGCUUUCUCUUUGAUGUAUUUUCCCGCUGUGUGUGAACCCCAGAGUCCACUGCCGUCAGGCUGUAUGGCGGGGUUACCAUAGGUCAGAAUUUGCAGACUAUUUGCACGAAGAAAGACUUGCAUAGAAGCAGUAAUUAUUUUUUAAUCUUAUUUGUGAAAAAAUUUGCCAUAUUUAUAUUUUCAUUUAAAUAUCUAACAUGAGUGAAAUAGUGUGGAAAUAAAGACAUUAAAUUGGACUAAAUACAACUGAAAUUAACGGUUUAAUUCAUGAUUUAUUAGAGUGAAAUUCACUUCAUAAAUGACCCACUAGAAUAAUUGAAGACCAACAGAUUGAAUGAUGCAUCCCAAGCUCUGCCUCGGUGUCAUUAUGGUGGAUUCUCUUCCUGCUACUUUUGCCUGCUGAUAUUUAAACGUUGAUCUAGUUCUGACCUCAAAUAAAAAGCAGAAAACUUAUCAGACAAAAAAGACCCAGAUACAAUUUCCACAUGUUGAUGUAGAAUUUGUUAAAGGAAUAAGCCAAAGGUGAGCCGGCUACUUUCAUUUACUCUGAAGCUCCAACCGUCCAGGUCAAAGAGAGGUAGAUAGAGCAGGGUCUAAAGGUCGAAGGUUAUCCAAAGUGAAUAGUAAAUUUCAGACUGUGAUCUCAGUGUGAAUCUGGUCUGUUGUUUUGCGCAGGUUGUUUGUGGAUGUGAAAAACGGAGAGCCCAUUCCCAGGAAGUCCAUCCUAAAGUCCCGCAGCCGAGAGAACAGCGUCUGCAGCGACACGAGCGAGAGCAGCGCGGCAGACUUUGAGGAGCGCCGGAUGAUCGGACGCAGCUUCAGCCACGACGAGGCGACGCACAGCGACACCAGUGACGGCAUCACGGAGGAGGACAGCCCCACAGCGGUCCCUCUGCACCCCACCAGCAGAUUUGAGGUAAACCAAAGAGCUGAUCCUUUAUUUUGCUUACUUCAGUCUCUGUCUUUAAUCUCAGUCAACAUCCUGUAAUAUACCUCGAUCACAAAAACAAUUAAUGAAAAUGACACCUCUGAGCCCCAGACUGCUUAAUGAGAACAUAACAAAACCCCCACAGAGGCCUCUUUACGUUAAAACAGCUGCUGCAUAUACGGUCAAACAGUCAUUAAAUCUCUGAUACACAAGGCUACAUGAACAGAACAGCUAAACCCUUCAGACCCUGUGGUGACCCUGAGCACCUGCUCUGUAUUUCAGUAUCACACCCAGGAGCACCCAUCAUUUUUAAACACUGCCUAGUGUAUUGAAAAAAAAAAAAAGAAACAGAAUAAAGCCUGAGCUGCAUCAUGUAGGUGCUUCAGGUCAUUGUCAGGAAUCAGAACUGAAAAUGCAGAUUCUGUGUCCCUCAGAAGGAAAGAUGGGAAGAGGUUCACCACUCUGUGAGAGACUGUGUGAGCUAAUAGUUCAACAGUUUCAGAAUAAUGUUCCUGAGUGUCAAAUGUGAAAGAAUGAGUGGAUUUCAUCAUCUACAGUAAAUGAUAUCAUUAAAAGAUUCACAGGAUCUGGAGAAAUCUCUAGACUAAAGGGACAAGGACCAAAACCAAGACUGGAUGGUCCUGAUCUUCAGGCCCUCAGGCAGCACUGCAUUAAAAACAAACAGGACUCUGGAGUGGAAAUCACUGCAUGGACUCUGAAUAACUUCCAAAAGCCAUUUUCAGUAAACACAGUUCAUGACUAAAUCCACAACUGAGGUUCAAACUGAACCAUUCAAAGAGGAAACCGGAUAGAAACAGGAUCCAGAGACACCAGCAGCAGCUUUGGCAUUCUUUUUGGAAGUCUUAGACACUGCCUCCUCCUCUCCAAAGGGUUAAGGGAACCACAUAGAUUUAUUUUAUAAAAAAGAUUUUUUUUUCAGUAUCAGCAUGUGUUGUUUUGUUAUAAAAACAUGUAGAAAGAGUUGUGUGUUAUGAAAAAAAAAGCACAUUGUCAUCAGUUCUUCUCUUUCUUGAGCCUGUUUUUAGCUGUUAGUUCAGUCAAAGAGGUCAUUCAAAGGUCUUUGGUGAACUCUCUGACUGACUGACUCUCUUCAACCUUUAUCCUAAAUCAUCAGACCAGUUCAGUUGUCGAUUCUCACUCUAAAUCCAGAUUCUUCCUCUCCUUCAGGCUUUCUCUGGUACGGUGGUAGAAAAGGACCCGAUGCCUUCAGCUGUUCCUCACCUGACCAUCGUUCCUCCGGCUCUGCCCACCAUCCUGGAGAGGAAACAGGAGGAGGUGACGCCUGACGUGGCCCCGCCUGAAAAAGCCCCGAAGAGGGUAUCGAAGUUUAAAGCAGCACGGCUGCAGCAGAAGUGACUGAACAAACAUCCUAUUUUCACCUAAACUUCUUAGUUCUGAUUUUUUGCAGCCCUCUUCUUUCUUUUCUAUGACUGAUUAAACUGGACAGACCAUCCUCUCUUCUUUCUGGAGUUUAUCUCUCUUCAUGUGUCACAGUGAGGAAAAGCACAGCAGCAACUCUAACAGCUCCCCUGUGUGCACACUUCUCUCUAACAAGUUUCAAACACACCUAAAUGCGUUUCCUCAUCCUCUCUCCUGACAGUGAAAUCUCUCUUCACUUCUUCUCUUUUUGGAGCCUGUUAAACUGAUCACCUGUCUGUCACCUGUUUAUCCGCUGAUCCUCGCUCAUGUCGUUGUAGAUCAGUAUUUAGACUCCACCUGUUAGGAUGAGUCGCCUUGUUUUGUUUCUUUUGGAUCAUGAACAGAAUCAGGUGCCGUUUGCGCUCCUUUGAUCUGCCUAAUGAAUGUAUGUGAUCCUUUGUGAUGAGCUUUAUGUAAAGACAAAAAAGAAUAUUGAUGGAAAAUAAACCCCUUUUGACUAAAAUCU